Molecule: messenger RNA, 204 nt
Organism: Saprolegnia parasitica CBS 223.65
Lineage: Eukaryota; Oomycota; Saprolegniomycetes; Saprolegniales; Saprolegniaceae
Exons: 2
Coding region: 1-204 (67 amino acids)
Source: RefSeq, a predicted model, not a curated record
AUGUCGGACAACAUCGCCAACGCCUCCCUCCCGCUGCCUCUCGUCCUGCUUCUGGACGUGGCGUCGCAGCUCGCGUCGGCCGUUGCCUUGGUCCUUGGCUACAUCCUCGCCAUCAACGCGCCGAUCAUUGCGACGACUUGUGUGGCCGUCGCGACGCUCGAGCGACUCUUGCAGACCCAAGCGCCGCUGCUGCAACUGCUCUGA